Messenger RNA from Symbiodinium necroappetens, 2690 nucleotides. Lineage: Eukaryota; Dinophyceae; Suessiales; Symbiodiniaceae. The record is from the annotation of a GenBank genome assembly.
AUGCCGAAGUCGAUGAUAACCACCAAGUUUUCCCCUCCAGAGUCCGCACCUGAGGAGGACGCGCAGCAAGCCAACCCGUUUGAUGAGUUGCCUGGAUUGCCAGAGGAGUAUGUUCCUUCCGAACCGGGAAUAGACUUUGGGGAUGGUUUGUUAGGUGACCUAGCAGAAGAGGUAGAAUGUGCAACUGAGCCGCCGCCCGGCUACGCAGUAGAAGCUGUUGAAGCUCUCGCUAAACCGGGUGAUGAUGAGGGUGAUCCUGUUGAGACCUAUGGAGAUGAAACCUAUGAAUGGAUUGAUGAUGAAGGUCUCGAUGUUGCUCUCAAGGAAGCCACAACCCGCAUUGAAAUGGUGACUUUGAGAUUCUUCGUGGGUUUGAAGUCCAAGACUGGCCCCGACGUGACAGCCGGAAUUCAGCAGCUAGUACUUAAGAUCACACAGCGAUUCCCUCUUCGUGUGCUCCACUGCGACCCAGGAACAGAGUGUACUUCAGAAGCCCUUACGAAGUGGCUUCCUGGGCAAGGAGUAAAACUGCAAACCACGAUACCGACUGAUAAGCAAGGCAACGGCCUCGCAGAGCGCGUAGUGGGAUGGUUUAAGUCUAGGGCUAGGACGCUUCUAGCUGCGAAUGACCUGCCGGCGUCAUACUGGCCAGUAGCUAUGCGAUGGGCGGCUGAAGCUCACAACCGUACUGUGCUCUUGCAGGAAUCGCUACCCGCGUUUGGCCAAGUAGUCCUGCACAAGCUUAAGAAGCCCGCGGGAGGUCACAAAGAGCUGAUAACUAGGUGGGUGAAAACCAAGUAUGGCGCACCGUACUUGACGGUCACUGACGGCCAUGUACUCUUCACCCAAGAAGGUAAUUUGGUAGCCUCAAGGGGAUUUCGCACUGGGGUGAUAGAUGCCGAAGCUUUGAAGGAAGCACAGCCCCCUCCUUUGCAGGAAAAUGAAGCACCCUCAGAGGAGGAGGAGCUCAUUCCUGAUGGGGAGUUGCCGCUAGUCUCCCCAGAGCGCCGUCUGCGAGAGAAGACCACGGUACGAUUCGUAGAGGGAGGUCUGGAUGACGAUCAUCCAGAAAGCUUAGCUAAGAUUGGGUUACUAGACGAUAACUUCUCGAACGAACAUUUCCGUAGGCUGGUGACCGCGCUUGAGGGUCGUGAGCUGCCAACCGCAGACCGGAGAGGUGAACUCCAAGGCCGCUUCAUAUUAGGGGCAUAUGGGCAUGGAGGCCAGAGAGGCGUCACGACCCUGUGUAAGUCGUACCCUAAGCUUACCCUCUACCUCAAUAAGUUCUUGAAAGCCCAUACUCGAGAACCUGAGUAUCCUGCAGAGUGGGCUACAAUUCUUCUGGUACAUGCCUCAGACGUUCCAAUUCAUCGGGACUACAGGAACGAGUGGAAGACCAGAAAUUUCGCACUUUGCGUGCCAGGGGUCACUGAGUUGUGGAAAGGACCGCCGCAUAAAGGAAAAUCAGAGGAAUCUGCACUUGUUCCCGAUUGGAACUCUGCAGAUGUUGCCGUGCUCACUGAUGAGGUGAAGUCCUUUGAUCCCCGAUGCCAUCAUGCCGUGCGACGAUCGCCAGACUGGGUGAUCGAGGAGGAUGAUGGUCCACCACCAUGGGAUAGAGGACCUCUAGGAGCCACCCGCAAUUCACCAAAUGCCGACACUCUUCCGAGCGAUUUACAUUUGUUCCUGUGGCAGAGGGACAUUGUAUACCUUCAGGCCGAGCUGCGCAGGUGGGAGGCAGAGAGGGUGAUGUUUGGGGUGCAUCCAUCUGGCACGCGUAGAACACAGAUUCGAGCAAGCGUUGGCACGAACUUGACUCUGUGCCGGAGGAACCGAGAGGUGAGCCUUCAGAAUGAUCGCCGGAAGCCCAACAACCCCGUUGGUGCGUCAAGCAGCUCCUCGGGCCAUGAGUUCCCGAAUCAGGUGAGCUUGCAGCAUGAUUGGAGGCAACCUGCCUUCUCAGUAGGUGCAUCUGGUAGCUUGACAACCAGUGCCUCUUUUGAUCAAGGGAGUGUGCCGGGCUCAGAGUUGCCACCCACUAGCACCACCGGUGUGCCAAGCUAUGCGACUGCCUACGCGCAUCCUGAUCCUUACGAGCCGGCAUCACACUACUGGGAGGAUGAGUGGAUUCCCACCGUAGCUGCAGUGAGCGCUCCUGAGCAGACCAGCGUGAGGCAGCAUCUCGAUAAAUGGAAGGGCCCUGCACAGGAUGAGCUGGACUCGUUGAUCAACAUGGGCGCAAUUCGGCGCCACUACGGAGCAGCAGCAAGGCACUCUGCCUGGUCCACCGACAUCAAGAAUGCAUUUCUGUUGGCAUCUGUUCACAAGAGGAGCUCUGGGAAGUUUGUAAGGCUUGAAUACCUCAACGAACACCUAGGUGUAGCCAAUCCAGUGCGAGGAGAUCCUUCUGUGCAUGCGGUGACCGCUGCAUCAAGGACCUUCAGGACCAUGGACCCAGCUGAGGGUCAGGGCAUGAUGCUAGUCUUGGCUUUGUUGAUGUUGCAACUCCAGCCGGCCGCGUCGCAGGAGGAGGAAGAAGCUGAACAGGUUGACAUAGAUUUGUAUGUUGUAGCGGUCAUGAUGGCUUGCUCAGUGUUGUUCGUAUGGGAGCUCGGAAAGCACUGCCUGAAGCAAUGCCUUUACGAGCAACGGCCACAUGCUACCUCUCACGUCCACCUCCACGUCUCUAC